AUGAAAUCCUUUUCAAUUUUUCUUUCAUUGAAUCUUCUCCUUGCUGUUGUUGCUUUAUCUUCAGCAGCACCUCAUUCUCAACCCCAUCAUGCUGAACUCCUUCCAGUUAAUGCACCGUUAAUUAAAAGAGAUAACAAUUCUGAAAGUAAUGAUAAUAGUGAUGAUGAUGGUUGGACAAAAGGUAUAGCAGUGGCUUCUAAACCAAAACUUAGUCAGCGUGAUGAAGGUUCAGCACCACCAGUUGUUCCAGAAACUACAACAGUUGAUACACCUGCUCCUUCUGCUCCUGACGCAAAUUCCCCAAAGACCCAAGAUAACACUCCCCAAACUAAUCCGCCCCAAGUUAACACUCCCCAACCUAAUCUGUCCCAAGAUAAAACUCCCCAAACUUAUCCACCCCAAGAAAACCAACCCCAAAGUAGCAAUCCUGGCUUAAAUGCUCCAAAUACCCCAAGCUUGUCGACUGACACAUCAAAUCCCUUGGCUGAUGAUGGUGCAGACAGAAAAAAAGCCCCGGCAGCGACAAAACUACCUAAUAAACCAGGCACUAGUGUAACAACAGAAGCCUCAUCAAAAAACACAACUAUCACCACGGUCAAAAACGAAAGCGAAUCAAAUGUCAAAUCAACAUUCUACGAGGCUGAUCAGCUCGAUAAUGCUGCUUGCUACGGACGUAACGGCCUUAAGCCCUACAAUGCCAAAUCAACUGACCUUAUUGCAGCACUACCAAUGUCGACUCUUGAUAUGUGCUACCAAUGUCUUGAGGUCAGAAAUAACGAUUCAAAGAAAUCAAUUAUCGUCAAAAUUAUCGAUAAAUGUGCAGGCUGUGCCCCGGGUUGCAUCGAUUUAACUCCUGGUGCUUUCGCCCAACUUGGUCAACUUAAACAAGGGGUUCUCAACAUAGCUUGGCGCGCCGUCAAAUGCCCUGCAAGUGGGCAAUGGCCAAAUUAUGAAAAUUCUACUUAA
Molecule: messenger RNA, 966 nt
Organism: Cetraspora pellucida
Lineage: Eukaryota; Fungi; Glomeromycota; Glomeromycetes; Diversisporales; Gigasporaceae
Source: the annotation of a GenBank genome assembly